This is a messenger RNA of Dreissena polymorpha, 4667 nucleotides long. RefSeq lists its product as uncharacterized. The coding region runs from base 255 to 2234 and encodes 659 amino acids. Gene Ontology annotation, molecular function: serine-type peptidase activity. Gene Ontology annotation, biological process: proteolysis. The transcript is spliced from 14 exons. The record is from RefSeq and is a predicted model, not a curated record. Lineage: Eukaryota; Metazoa; Mollusca; Bivalvia; Myida; Dreissenidae.
UAGUCAAUAUAAAUUGCCGCCAUAGAGUCUUUUGAUGAUUUUUGCUUUGGCAGACUCUUAUUUAUUCUGAAAGCGAAUUAUUUCAGCUAGUAUGAACUGAGAUUUGCAAGAGCAAAGUCUAAUUAAGUCAGUACUUUUUCAUGAAGCGGAUUUCUUAUGCUUUAACAAGCACAAUUGUUAAAUUAACAAAGCAAUCAUCGUCUGUUGUAAACCGAUCGACUUGUUAGCGGCUAUUAUUAACAACAGGUUCAAGAAUGAGCUCGACGCUUUCCCCGUAUGGGUCCUGGGUAUCCCCCAUUAGCAGUCAGCUGGUUUCAGAGAGCAGUGUGUCCUUUCAGGAAUUGCACGUGGACCAAUCGCUUAGCAACCCGGAUACAGUUUACUGGAGCGAGCUUCGCUUUGAUGAGGGUGGCCGAUAUGUGGUAUGCUCCCACAACAUCGGCAUGACAGGUUUCAAGACCUGGACACCUGAGGGAUUCAGUUCCAGAACUAGAGUGCAUGAAUAUGGCGGAGGGGCAGCUUUUAUGCGCAAUGGCGUUGUUUUCUUCAGCAACUUUACAGAUCAAAAUAUGUACAGGCAGACUUCACCAGAUGCACAGCCUGUCCUGCUGACUGAGAAAGACAGAGAAUGGAGAUACGCUGAUGGAUGCUACAAUACAAAGACUGGCCGCAUAUACUGUAUUCGGGAAGAUCACAGUGGUGUUAAAAGUGGCGUAACAAAGGAAGCAGUCAACACAGUUGUCUCCUUAAACCCAGAAAAUGGGAAACAGACAAUUAUGGCCUCAGGAAAGGAUUUUUACAGCAGUCCCAAAGUGUCCCCAGAUGGCAAGAAGAUUGCAUGGGUUCAGUGGUCCCGUCCUAACAUGCCCUGGGACUCUACAGAGCUGAUGGUUGCGGAGUUAACUGAAUCCAGUGAUGGCAUUAAAGAGGACUCGGUCAAACUGGUUGCUGGUGGUGAUGGUACAAGUGUAAUGCAUCCUUCAUGGACCACAGACAAUGAGCUCCUCUACAUUAGCGACGUUACUGAUUGGUGGAACCUGUACCAUGUGACUGGUUCAGGAGAACACAUCAACCUCAUACCCCGCAGUGUGGAGUGUGGUGGACCUCACUGGUUGUUCGGGGAUACACCAUACAUGGUCGAUCCACGAGGAAACGGGGACAUUGUGACCGUGUAUGGCUUUGAAAUGGGAGUGUACAACUUGAAGAGUGGUCAAUACCAUGUGAUAGACACUGGCUUCACCAGCCACAACUAUGUGAAUGUUGCUUACAAUGGUAUGGUGUACUGUGUGGCCGGCAGUCCGACCAGGUUCAGCUGUGUGGUAGAAAUCAACAAGGACACUGGCAAGGUGACAGUUCUACGUGAAUCGAAAACCCUGGGGCUGGACAAAGGCUACUACAGCAUUCCCACGGAGAUCAAGUGGCAGACGACAGAGGGAGACGAGGCUUUUGGCUACUUCUACCGUCCAACAAACAAGGACUUCGCUGCUCCAGAGGGAACUCUACCGCCCCUGCUGGUGAAGAACCAUGGUGGCCCCACUGGUCAUGCCUCCAACGUGUUGAACCUGAAGAUCCAGUACUUCACGAGUCGAGGGUUUGCAGUCCUGGAUGUCAACUACAGGGGCAGCACAGGCUACGGCAAGACAUAUAGGAACAGGCUGCAGAAAAAUUGGGGCGUACUGGAUUUGGAUGAUUCUUGUACAGGGGCUACGUUCUUGGCUGACACAGGCAAAGUUGACGGAGAGAAGUUGUGUAUUGAUGGGGGAUCAGCUGGCGGCUACACCACACUAGCAGCUCUAGCUUUCAGAGAUGUGUUCAAAUCAGGGGUCAGUCACUAUGGAGUUGCGGACCUAGAGGCCCUGGCAGGGGACCUACACAAGUUUGAGAGCCGUUACCUUGACAACCUUAUAGGCCCAUUUGUCACAGACGCAGACAAACAAGUGUACAAGGACAGGUCCCCCAUCCACUUUGUGGACCAACUGUCGUGUUCUCUUGCCUUAUUUCAGGGAAGUGAGGAUAAGAUAGUGCCACCCAAUCAGGCUGAGAUGAUGUAUAAGGCAGUGAAAGCCAAGGGGCUUCCCACCAUGUAUGUCCUCUUCCCAGGUGAGCAGCAUGGUUUCCGUAAGGCAGAAAACAUUCAGACUGCUCUCGACGGAGAGUUCUAUUUCUUCUCCAAGGUGUUUGGAUUUGAGCCGGCAGAUAAGCACAUCAAUCUUCCCAUUGAUAACCUGAAAUGAAGAAUGCUGAAGGCCAACUCAUUGGGCUGGUCAUUUGCUGUAUACCAACUUACGUACCGUUAUUAUAUAAUGAUGAUGGUCAACAGGAGAAGACUUGCAGAAACAAUUAAAAAUGUUCUUAUAUCAAAACCCAUGAUAAGAAAGAACGGAGAUUUUUAAAAGGUGCAAGCAGCACACUUUUUUGUUGUUUGUGUACUUUUUAAUUUACUUUUGUGAUUAUAUCUAGUUAAUUGUUAUAUAAAACGCAGAAAAGUCAAGUGUGUAAGUCAUGCGUUUUCAAGUGGAUAGUCUCAAUAGGACCAUAUAUAAAUGUUGAGCAAGCAUAAUAAUAUACCAAUAAUAUACCAUAAUCAGCAUUUUAUUUGAAAGCAAAAUUGAUCUCCCUAUAAAUUAUGUAAUUAAUGGUGUAUAUAUAAUUAUGCCCACCUUUGAAGAAGAGGGGGUAUAUUGUUUUGCUCAUGUCGGUCCGUCCGUCCGUCCGUCAGUCCGUCCGUCCACCAGAUGGUUUCCGGAUGAUAAGAACACUUAGGCCUAGGAUCAUGAAACUUCAUACAUAGAUUGAUCAUGACUGGCAGAUGACUCCUAUUGAUUUUCAGGUCACUAGGUCAAAGGUCAAGGUCACAGUGACUCGAAAUAGUAAAAUGGUUUCCGGAUGAUAACUCAAGAAUGCUUAGGCCUAUGAUCAUGAAACUUUGUAGGUACAUUGAUCAUGACUAGCAGAUGACCCCUAUUGAUUUUUAGGUCACUAGGUCAAAGGUCACAGUGACGCUAAACUGUUAAACAGUAAAAUGGUUUCCAGAUGAUUACUCAAGAAUGCUUACGCCUAGAAUCAUAAAACUUCAUAGGUACAUUGAUCAUGACUGGCAGAUGACCCCUAUUGAUUUUCAGGUCACUAGGUCAAAGGUCAAGGUCACAAUGACUCUAAACAGUAAAAUGGUUUCAGGAUGAUAACUCAAGAAUGCUUACGCCUAGGAUCAUGAAACUUUAUAGGAACAUUGAUCAUAACUGGCAGAUGACCCCUAAUGAUUGUCAUGUCACUAGGUCAAAGGCCAAGGUCACAGUGACUCGAAAAAGUAAAAUGGUUUCCAGAUGAUAACUCAAGAAUGCUUACGCCUAGGAUCAUGGAACUUCAUAGAUUCAUGUACAUUGAUCAUCACUGGCAGAUGACCCCUAUUAAUUUUCAGGUCACUAGGUCAAAGGUCAAGGUCACCUUUGGCCUAGUGAACUGAAAAUCAAUAGGGGUCAUCUGCGGGUCAUGAUCAAUGUACAUAUGAAGUUUCAUGAUCCUAGGCGUAAGCGUUCUUGAGUUAUCAUCCGGAAACCAUCUGGUGGAGGGACUGACAUACGGACCGACAUGAGCAAAACAAUAUACCCCCUCUUCUUCGAAGGGGGGCAUAAUAAUAGCUUUUAGACAACGAUCUGUUCGUUAUGCUGAAAAAUGUUCGUUUCAGCAAAUCUGAAAUUUGUUUGAACCAGUUCAACAGCAGUCAAAUAUGUAUCUGAAUUUAUAGACCAGUUGAAUGUUAUUGUUUACAUUCGGGAUUUUCUGCGCAUGCGCACUCACUGGUUGGCAAAAAACACUGGUUACAGUAACAUAUAACAUGUAUAUAGGGCUCUUGUUUAGUCAAUUAAUUGGUAAUAAGACCGAAAUAAUUGAUAAUUUAAAAACAAAACAGAAGGAAAUUGAAUUUUAAGUUGGUCGUUUGAAAGAACAUGAACACCUCAUGCAGCACGAAGUCACUGAUCUCAAAUGCCGAAGCAUGCGGGACAAUUUACUGUUCUACAAAAUCCCAAGGGAAAAAGAUGAGCAGUGAGAGAAGAAAAUCUUGGACUUUAUUGAGUCAAAACUUUUAAUCGAAAAUGCAUCCAGGGACAUUAAAUUACACCGUGUUCAUAGAAUAGGGUGAUACAAUAGCACGAAUUAAGACCUAUUGUCGCAAAAUUUGCAUACUAUCCGGAUAGAGAAAGAGUUAGGAAGGCGUCCAAGGAACUCAAAGGGACCCCGUAUGGAAUAUCAGAACAAUACCCCAGGGGGGUAAUGGAAACGAGACAAAAGCUUAUUCCUGUCAUGAAAAAGGCUAGGGAGGAGAAUAAAGAGGCUUUCCUAAGAGUGGACAAACUUUUCAUCGAUGACCGUGAGUUCAAGCCGAAUGCCUAGGAGGAACAAAAGAGUGUUGUAAAAUGUGUAACCUCGAAUGUUGAAGGGCUCACCGCGGACAAGUUUUCAUCGCCGGAAAUCGUGAAUUUGCUUUCACAAUAUGACAUUAUUUGUUUAACAGAAACAUGGACCAAUUCAAAAUCUAAUAUUUAACUUUCUGGAUUUAGUGAUCCAAUACAUUCAUUCAUAUGCUUGCUUGUUUUAUGUCUCAUGUAUACUAUGAUAUUUGCUUUUUCUUUCAUGUAAGGAAAAUAAUUAUUAAACAUAUAAGUAAA